GGAGGAGUUUGCAGUUUGCGCAGCAGCUCGGAGACUGUCCACGUUUACACCGUUUACCCCCCUCCUGUCCUCCCCUCUGCCGCUCCUCUGUUCUGCCUUGGGACGCUGUUCGCAACUUCCACCGCUGCAACAUGUCUCCGGUUUUCACCUCGUUUUGCCUUGUUCUGGCGCUGUGGUCCUCGGUGCAGACGAACCCCAGUCCUGUCUUGGGAGAUGUAAACGUGGACAGGCUUUUCGUGCCCCCGAACUGUGAGAGAGAAGCGACCACCGGAGACAAUGUUCGCUACCACUACAACGCCACGUUUAUGGACGGGAAAACCUUUGAUUCAAGUUACCAGAGGGGAGGGGCUAAGGUGGCUCUUCUGGGCGAGGGGCGUCUGAUCGCAGGAAUAGACAAAGGACUCCAGGGCAUGUGUGUGAACGAGCACCGGAGAAUCACCAUUCCUCCACACCUCGCCUAUGGCAGCACUGGAGCAGGUGAUGUGGUUCCUCCUGAUGCCACUCUGAUCUUCGACCUCCUCCUGGUUGACCUGUGGAAUAACGCAGAUCUCGUUGUUACCAAAACCAUCUCCACUCCUAAAGACUGUAAACGCUCCGUCAUGAGAGGCGACUUUGUGCGUUACCAUUUCAAUGGCACACUGCUAGAUGGCACUACCUUCGACUCCAGCUACACCCGGAAGCAGACCCAGGACACACUGGUGGGAGAGGGAUGGGUGAUCCGAGGCCUGGACGAGGGUCUACUGGGAAUGUGCGUCGGAGAGAUCAGGAACAUUGUUGUCCCUCCGUUCAAAGGAUAUGGAGAGAAGGGAGCAGGCUCUGAGAUCCCCCCACAGGCCACUCUUGUGUACAAUAUUCUGUUGGUCGACAUUCACAACCCUAAAGACAACAUCACCAUCGAGGACCAGGUGGUUCCUGAGUCGUGCCAACGCAAAUCUGUGGUCGGAGAUUAUAUCAGAUACCAUUACAACGGAACCUUCUUGAAUGGAGGCACAUUUGACACCAGUUACCAGAGGAACAGCACAUAUAACACCUACAUUGGAAUGGGGUAUGUGAUCUUAGGCAUGGACCAGGCUUUGGUAGGAGUCUGCACAGGGGAAAGAAGAAGAGUGAUCAUCCCUCCACAUUUAGCAUAUGGAGAACAUGGAGCAGGAAACGUGAUCCCUCCUUCAGCGGUAAUUGUGUUUGACAUUCACGUCAUUGACUUCCAUAAUCCCAAAGACACAGUGGAUAUUCAGGUCACACACAAACCUGAGACAUGCAAUGAAACCACCGAAGUCAAUGAUGUUGUCAAAUAUCACUACAACUGCAGCCUCGUGGAUGGUACCAGACUGUUUUCAUCACAUAACAAUGACAACAUGCAGGAGACUACGUUGGGCUGGGACCUGGUAAUCGAUGGACUGGACCAGGCUCUGAGGAACAUGUGUGAAGGCGAGAGAAGGAUUGUCACCGUGCCUCCACAUCUGGGCCACGGAGAAAGAGGAGCGGAGGGUGUCCCGAGCAGUGCCGUGCUGGUUUUUGAAGUGGAGCUGGUGAGCUUUCAGAAGGGCGUUCCAGCCGGGUACCUGUUUGUAUGGCUCGGGGAAGCUCCAACUGACCUCUUUCUGAAUCUCGACUUAAACAAAGAUGAAAAAGUGACACAGGAGGAGUUUGGGGAGUUCAUCAAGCUGCAGGUGUCAGAGGGUAAAGGUCGCAUAAAGCCCGGGAUGACCAUGGAGCAGGUCAUUGCCGACAUGUUUCAGAAUCAGGACAGAAACAAAGAUGGUGCCAUCACAGCGGAUGAGCUCAAACUGAAGGUGGAGGAGGACAGAGAGAAAGCGGCACACGACGAGUUGUGAAGACAGUUUUGUUUUCACUCAAACUCAGGGAUUCACAUCCGGCGAAACGUAAAAACAACAUAAGACUUUCCAUUGAGAUCAAGGUUUAUUAUUGUCUCAAAAAGACAUCAACAAGAUUUUUAUGUCUGUAGU
Messenger RNA from Boleophthalmus pectinirostris (great blue-spotted mudskipper), 1967 nucleotides. It is a transcript of the gene fkbp10b, whose product is annotated as FKBP prolyl isomerase 10b. Gene Ontology annotation, molecular function: peptidyl-prolyl cis-trans isomerase activity; calcium ion binding. NCBI's taxonomy places the organism in Eukaryota, Metazoa, Chordata, Actinopteri, Gobiiformes, Gobiidae. The transcript has 10 exons. The record is from RefSeq and is a predicted model, not a curated record. Bases 132 to 1835 code for a protein of 567 amino acids.